GUGGCGACACGGCGCGAGCCACCACCAGAAGGAAGAAGAAAGAAGGUCCGGAGUGUGAAAUCCAGUCCGCAGUUUACAGCCCACUCGGCGUUUCUCAAGUUUCACUCCGACGCGUGUUCUUUCCUGGUGUUCUUCGUGCUUUGUGUUGUCAGGCAGAAACACACACCAGCCAGGGUGGCGCGUGUCGGGAUUCAAAGGCACGCCAUCAGCGACCAGAAUUAAACAAUAGAUAGCCCUUUUUGUUGUUGUUGUCUAUUUUAAAAGUAGUUAGGAAUUAUUUAUACAUUUUUUUUGCUACGAUGUCGGUGGGUGUGGAGUCCGGAUUCUCGAGCGAGGAGGUGUUAAACAGCCGCUUCCCUCUCCAUCGGGCGUGCAGGGAUGGAGACGUCGGUGCCUUGUGCUCCCUCCUUCAGUGCAGCUCCAGCCCGGCUGACCUCACGGUGGAGGACACCUUCUACGGCUGGACGCCGAUACACUGGGCCGCUCAUUUCGGAAAGUUGGAGUGCGUGAUGCGUCUGGUUCAGGUGGGCAGUAGCGUGAACGCCGUGACCUCCAGGUUCGCACAGACACCCAUUCACAUUGCUGCGUUUGGGGGCCACCCUGAGUGCUUGUUAUGGCUACUCCAAGCUGGUGCAGUUAUUAACAGACAGGACUAUGUGGGCGAGUCGCCCAUCCACAAGGCUGCUCGUGCAGGCAGUCUGGAGUGUAUCAACGCUCUCUUGAUUCAGGGAGCGAAAGCUGAUAUGAGGAAUGCCAGUGGGCUGACGGCUGCUGACUUGGCCCACGCCCAGGGAUUCCAGGAGUGCGCAGAGAUUCUCUCCAAUGCCCAGAACUUCCAACAAAACAUGGCUCAGGCCCAUAACGGGUCCUUUCUGAACGGCACGACUCCGAACGGGGGCCACGCUCGUCCCACCAUCCAGGGACGCAGCUUCUCGAACGGCGUGCCCAACAGAAAGAGGUCGUUCGACGGCAUGGAAGCAAACGCACUGAAGAAGGCUCGGCCCAACGGUCUGGGCUUGCUUAAUGGGAAUGGGCCACUGGGUGCCGCUGGACAGGCCCAGAUGGAAAGCAUGAACAUGGAGUCGGCAGCGACUGUAACCUCAGUGGCAGGUGAGGAUUUUUCCUCAAAUGGCCACAAUCAACCAGAGCUCCCAUUUGGGUGUUACCCAGCAGCAGAAACACACCAUGGCCAACUCUCCUACAGUGACUCGUAUGAGAACAACGGCACUGCAGGCAGCCAGGUGGAGCACCAGAAGACCGUGAAAGCAGAGCAGUUGUAUGACCAUGCCUUCUUCACCACCAUGCUUCUUUACCAUGGAUCCUAAAGUGCAGAAGAUCUCAUUGACAGGCUGUCCCUUUUUGCCUGAAUGUCAUUUAAGCCUAAACCAGCAUUAAUUUGCCUUUAAAGCCAUUGAGUGGUCCAGUUAUUCAUUGAAAUUCUUUGUUUUUGCUUUUGGAAAGGGCAGGCCCGUAGUUGUGGAUGGAUGGAAAAGUGUAACUGAUUGUUGAUUAAGAAGUGAUUUCUUUUGUUUGUGUUGUUAAAGAGAACGUUUUUGUGUAGCUUAUUAAAGUUUGAUUAAGCUGUAAAUAAACUAUUCUGCUAAACUAA
Molecule: messenger RNA, 1609 nt
Organism: Cyclopterus lumpus (lumpfish)
Lineage: Eukaryota; Metazoa; Chordata; Actinopteri; Perciformes; Cyclopteridae
Gene: ankrd10b
Product: ankyrin repeat domain 10b
Exons: 6
Coding region: 300-1325 (341 amino acids)
Molecular function (GO): protein binding
Source: RefSeq, a predicted model, not a curated record